Messenger RNA from Morus notabilis, 836 nucleotides. RefSeq names its product ubiquitin-conjugating enzyme E2 10. Bases 130 to 576 code for a protein of 148 amino acids. The record is from RefSeq and is a predicted model, not a curated record. Gene Ontology annotation, molecular function: ubiquitin conjugating enzyme activity. Lineage: Eukaryota; Viridiplantae; Streptophyta; Magnoliopsida; Rosales; Moraceae. Gene Ontology annotation, biological process: protein polyubiquitination. The transcript is spliced from 5 exons. Gene Ontology annotation, cellular component: nucleus.
UCUAUCUUCUUCUCCUCCUCCUUCCUCUGCCCUCCUUAACACAGAGAGAGAGAGAGAACCCAAAAGCCAAAGGAGAAUUUUCUUUACACCUUUCACUCUCUCUUUUUCUCUCUAAGGGUUCCGAAGAAGAUGGCGUCGAAACGGAUCUUGAAGGAACUCAAGGAUCUGCAGAAGGAUCCUCCUACUUCUUGCAGUGCCGGUCCUGUUGCCGAAGAUAUGUUUCACUGGCAAGCAACAAUAAUGGGUCCUCCAGACAGUCCUUAUGCUGGGGGUGUUUUCCUAGUUACCAUUCAUUUUCCUCCAGAUUAUCCCUUCAAGCCACCCAAGGUGGCAUUCAGAACCAAGGUAUUCCAUCCGAAUAUAAACAGCAACGGCAGCAUUUGUCUUGACAUCUUGAAGGAGCAGUGGAGCCCUGCUUUGACAAUUUCAAAGGUGUUGCUUUCAAUCUGCUCUCUGUUGACAGACCCAAAUCCCGAUGAUCCGUUGGUGCCGGAGAUUGCUCACAUGUACAAGACAGACAGGAACAAGUACGAGACAACUGCGAGGAGCUGGACCCAGAAAUAUGCCAUGGGCUAAGAUGGGAUGCUGUAUGUGUGAGGAAGGGCCAUUUUAUUCUAUUAUAGUAUGGUUUGUUAGCCUAAUGUAUGAAUAUUCCUGAAAUGGACUAAAGAGGUCCAUAAUCUGUGGCUUGAGAAAAGAAAAAAAAAAAUGAAAGAAACGCAUUUUGCUUUCUAAUCGUUUGUAUGAGAUAAUAUGAUCUUAAGGAGUUUCGUACCAGGUUUGGUGCAUACCGUAUUAAACAUUACUUUGGGGGAGCAGGCUAUAUUAAAAAAGAA